Messenger RNA from Salvia hispanica, 2344 nucleotides. RefSeq lists its product as uncharacterized. Lineage: Eukaryota; Viridiplantae; Streptophyta; Magnoliopsida; Lamiales; Lamiaceae. The record is from RefSeq and is a predicted model, not a curated record.
UUCGCCGCGAUUAAUUGACACGAAUAAUAAAACACCAAAUAUACCGCAUUUCGUACGAUGUCGUGGCUGCGAUUAGCGGUGAAUAAGGCCGUCGAAGUCGGUGGCCAAAACAGCGUCAGCCGCGCCGUGCGAAGCUAUGCUGACACCGUCGUCAAUACCGCUGUUGGUGGUUCCAAGCUCUUCCUAGAUGCCGCUGGCCCUUGGAAUUUCCAAAACUAUAAGCUUGCAGUAAAACGACUGGAAGAAGUUUCUGAUUCUUGUAAGGGAGCAGAAAGAGUUCAGUUAUUAAGAAGAUGGUUGGUUUCCUUGAAACAGAUAGAGAUACUUAAUGAGGCUAUCGACUCCGGCCAUGGUCCAAAGCCAACUUUGGUUAUGUAUUAUGAUCCUGAUCGUGGGGGAGAACCGAUGGAUUUCCGUGAUGUGUUCCUUCAGAGUCAAGCACUUGAGGGCAUUACACUGUCUUUUAUUCUCGAGGAACCCAAUCAGGAGGAACUUUCUUUGCUUCAGGGGAUAUUCAGGCUCACUCUAAUGAGUGGAAAAGAAGCUCUUGAUGUGACAGUGAACAGUGUACAAGAUUUAGCUAAAGCCUUCUCGACCUACAAUGAAGAAGUACUGGCAAAGAGGGCAGAGCUGCUUCAAUUUGUACAAGAUGCUAUGGCUGGACUGAAAGUAAAUGCUGAGAUAGUAAGAAUAGAUUCUGAACUCUCAAGUAUAAAUAAAAGACUACAAAGUAUGCAAAUCGAGCCUAAACAGGAGGGCGGGAUAUCAUCUAACAUGUCACAGGAGCAUCUGAAUGAAGUGCUCGCACAUGUGAGAUUGUGUUCCCAAUUGGUGGAGCUUCUAUCGCGUAAGAAAUUAAUAAUGCAAAAUGGGGAUUGUCUCGCAGCACACAAACAAAAGGUUGACAAGCUAAAGGUAUUGUCAGAAUCUCUGGCAAGCUCUGCAUCCCAAGCUGAAACGCGCAUUUUAGAUAAUAGAUUACAAAAAGAAGAAGCUCUUAAAUUCCGUCUCACUAAAGCUGAUGAAGUACUCCAAAUGGAGAAGGAUUUGCAUAAUGAAAUUAAAGCUCUCCAGAAGAGAAAAGAUGAUCUUGAAGAAGAACUGAAACAGGUUACGGCCGCUUUGUCUACUGCCCAUUUCCGCCUUCACAAUGUCAAGGAAGAAAGAGAUCAAUUUGAAGGUGCUAGUAAUCAGGUUGUGGAGCAUUACAACGUGAGGGAUGACGAGCUUGCAAUAUGUAUUGCUACAUACAGAGCAGAAGCAAAAGUUUGCAACACCUUCAUCAAUUUUCUAGAAAGCACCUCGGCUUUCAAGUCAGCAUGUCUUGUGAAAAAGAAAAAGCGGGUCAAUGAUGAGCUGGUAAGGCAUGGAGAGUACUUUAUGGAUUGGGCUACAGGAAUUUUAGAGGCAAUCAAGGACGAGAUGGAGCCGUGUCUUUCUUCAUUCUACGAGAUUGUGGACGAAAUGUUAGAUGAGGUAACAAGCAGUGAGGGUAAAAAUGAUGCAAUCAGUUCAAGGAAAAUGCUGCAGAAAAGAUACCAGACUGUGGAAACCAAGAUGAAACUUACAUUCAGUGUAGUGGAUCGCAUUAAGACACAGUAUUCCAUUAAUCAAACCAAGGAUUCAAGAAUAAGUGAUGGAAAACUGAAACAAGUGUUGGAUGCACUUGCCAAGAUGAAACGUGAAUUUGAGUCCAUCGAGAGGCCAACUUUACUACCAGAGACGCCUCUAAGGGCGCGGAUUCCAGGACUUCCUUUCCUGUCAAGACAGUUGUCGAAAGUUGAAUACAGCCUUAAAUCAGAAAAUGAGAACGAGGCGCAAAGAGGGUUGCUGCCAUUUCCUUUCAGACCAAUUGUUUCUAUUCCUUUGGUUCAUAGUCUGUCGACCAGAGUCCCGAAGAUGAGAAAGGUAGAGCAUCUAGAGUCUUGUGGAGGUCACCGCAGUACUUCAUCGGAUGCAGAGGCACUACUGUCUAAGUUGAAGUGGGAGUUGGAGCUUGAGGAUCAUAGCAAUAUGGAGGGGGUUAUUGAGUGGGAGUCUGAUGAAAACUUUGACAAAGAAUCAAGAAAGAGUAUAUAAUAAUCAUGCAGCCCAAUAAUCUUAAUCUCCCCAAGCUUCAAGGUUGGAUGAUUCCACUUCAAAGGCCAUGUUUUCUUCCUAUGAAAUUUCACCAAAAAAAACGAGGUUGAAAUUUGAGUGCAACAUUUUUUUCAUGAGAAUGUGAUAUCUCAUCUGUUCUUUUAUUAUUUUAGUUUUGGCUUUUAAGAAUUACUCCAUAUUUGUACAUAUUGAGGGGAGUUGUGACAAUCACAUUUGUUUCUUGCAUUUAAUUAUGUAUGGUGAC